CUGAAGCUAAUGAAACACGAGAGAGAUACGGCGGAGGGAUACCAGAGUGCGCAGCUGCGCAGAGUCACUGGACACAGAGCGAAUGCUGUAGUGUUGACAUAUUUAAUUUUUGCUAAAGAUUUUCAAACGUAUCGCCACUAUGCCGGGAAUGAUGGACAAAGGAUCGGAGUAUCUGGGGAAAGGUCGCUCAAAUGGGACGAAAAGCCCGUCGAACGCCUCGAAUGGACAUUUCUCGGACGAGAGCGGUAGCGACGACGAGCACGAUGUGGGCAUGCGUGUGGGGUCCGAUUAUCAAGCAAAUAUCCCCGAGUUUGAUCCAGGCUCCACAAAAUACAGCGAUAAAGACAACGGUGGCAUGUUGGUUUGGUCUCCAUAUCACACAAUAGUUGACUCUAAAUUGGACGAGUACAUUGCAAUUGCGAAAGAAAAGCAUGGCUACAAUGUUGAGCAGGCUCUCGGCAUGCUCUUCUGGCACAAACACAACAUCGAGAAGUCCCUUGCUGAUCUGCCCAACUUCACGCCCUUCCCUGAUGAGUGGACGGUGGAGGACAAGGUGUUGUUUGAGCAAGCCUUCAGUUUCCACGGGAAGAGCUUCCAUCGGAUCCAGCAGAUGUUGCCGGACAAAUCCAUAUCCAGUCUUGUGAAGUACUACUAUUCAUGGAAAAAAACACGAUCCCGAACGAGUCUAAUGGACCGACAAGCGCGAAAGCUGGCAAACCGGAAUAAUCCUGAUGAAAGUGAGGAAGAGAUGGAGGAGGCCAACCCGGUUGAGACCAACGACAGUGAUUAUGAUCCUACGAAAGAGGCCAAGAAGGAGAGUCAUGCAGAGCCUCAGACGCUGAGCUCCAAAAUCGCUCUGGGCCGGAGAGAGCACCAGACGCUGCAGCACCGUCACCACAGCCAGCGCUCCAAGUGCCGCCCGCCCAAAGGCAUGUACCUCACGCAGGAGGACGUGGUGGCGGUCUCCUGCAGCUCCAGCGCCGCUAACUCUGUCCUGCGUCAGCUGGACAUGGAGCUGGUGUCCCUGAAACGACAGGUUCAGAACGCCAAGCAGUUAAACAGUGGACUUAAGCAGAAGAUUGAAGAUGGCAUUGAUGAGUUCAGACUGCCUGAGUGCACCCAAAAAAUUAAUGCCCGCUGGACAACAGACGAGCAGCUUUUGGCAGUGCAAGGAGUACGGAAAUACGGGAAGGACUUCCAAGCUAUUGCUGAUGUGAUCGGGAAUAAAACGGUGGGGCAGGUGAAGAACUUCUUCGUGAACUAUCGGCGCCGCUUUAACUUGGACGAGGUGCUUCAGGAAUGGGAGGCAGAGCAGGGGACCCCCAACGGAGACGGUGCCAACUCUGGCGAGGAUGGAAAGAACAGCAACAUCUCCUCGGGAAAGAGCACCGACGAGGAAGAGGAAGAGGGUCAGGUGACCCCAGCCUCGGGUCCGUCUCCUGUAGCCACCUCAGUGUCUCUAACAUCAGCCAGCAGCUCCAGCUCUCUGAACCAGCCUCCUCCUCUUCUGCGUCCAUCUCUUCCUGCCACUCCAGCGCUACACCGUCAGCCUCCGCCUCUGCAGCAGCAGGCCCGCUUCCUUCAGCCCCGUCCCGCCCUGAACCAGCCCCCGCCGCUCAUCCGGCCCUCCACCCCCCUCCCUCCGCGCCUCAACCCCCGCCCCACAGCCCCUGUACCCGCGCCGGGCCAGCAGCCGCCCACUCUGGUGGGCAUCCCGUCCGACACGCCCUCCUCCUCUCUACACUGAGGGGUUUUAUAUUUGUGACAUUGCUGAUGAAGGUAAUAAUUGGUUAGAAGUUCUCGUUGUGAAUACUAGGAAACAAAACGUUGUUUUAAACUGUAUAUAUUAGUUACGUAACUUUCUAUUUAUUUGAACUCAAUUUUUGUUUUAUUUUAGAUUUUGUAAUCAUGUUGUAUCUUUAAAGCGAUGGUUGACCCACAGAUUAAAAUCUCCGCAUGAUUUACUCGCCCUCGAGUCAUCCUAGGUGCACAUGACUGUCGUCUUUCAGAUGAGUACGAUCGGAGUUAUAUUAAACAUUGUCUUGGCUCGUCCAGGUUUUAUAAUGGAAGUGAAUGGCUGUUGAGAUUUUGAAGCCCAAUAAGGUGCGUUCAUCCAUCAUAAAAAGUGCCCCACACGGCUCCAGGUGGUUAAUAAAGGCCUUCUGAAGCAAAUAGAUGUUUGUAUAAGAAAAAAAUUUAAUAGACAAGUUUUGUUGACUGGUGUUUUGUUUUCAAAAACAAGCGUUUCCACGUUCAUCACUUCUCUCUCGUGAACGUUUGUACGUCAGUUAAGGUUACGGUAUAUCGAAUUAAAAAAAAUAAUUCUUGCACAUGCAUCAGUUUGUUUCAGAAGACCUUUAUUAACCCGUAGGAAGCACUUUUUAUGAUGGAUGGAUGCACUUUAUUGGGCUUCAAAGUCUCAACAGCCAUUCACUGCCAUUAUAAACCAUGAAAGAGCCAGGACAUUAACUAUAACUCCGAAUGGAUUCAUAUGAAAGAAGACCAUCAUAUAAUCGUAGGAUGCCUUGAUGGUGAGUAAAUCACCGGAUAAUUUUCAUUUUUGCGUGAACUAUCGCUUUAAGUCUUUAAAAUAUUGUGUUCUAUCUCCGCACUUUUUCUUGUUGUCCUUCAGUAUCUAUGAUGUAACAGCAGACCUCUUUAAAAUGGUUUUGCUUGUUGUUAUUUUGUAGUUCACCGGUGUCUGUGGUUGAUUAUUAUGUGUUUCAUAUUUUAAUAUUUGGUGCUACAGACUGACAGAAUAUCACCUGUCCAAAUUCUCUUGCCAUCAAAGUGCUCUUAACAAGAAAAUAUAAUCUCAUACUUAAUUGAAAUCAUAGAAAAUUCCUACUGUCAUACCUUUUUUUUUUUUUCUCGUCUUUUAAUUAUAAUCUAAUCGGGGUUUAUGUAUAAACCGGUUUGACUUGCAGAAUAGUGUAAACACUUUCCACCAGGCGUUAAGCUGUUGAAGUGAGUUGUUUGAUUAGUGGUGUGCUGUUUAAUCAGAAUAUGCAUGUAGCGUUACCCUUCUUCUACCACAUAAAGAGUGCAGUUGAUCAGAUCACACACACAUGCACAGGGUUUCCCAUUAAGCUCUAUAUUCUGGUUAAACCUUUAUUCUGAAAGAUGUUUGCAUAAUACACAGCUCUGAAGAUUACUGUAUACAAGAAAUGAGCAUUAUCAGAAUAAACUAGUGAACAUUAUUUCCCCUUUAUUCUCUUCUGGACAUAAUGGUGAUGCCCUUACCAUUUGUUUUUAUUAUUUUAAGCAACUAAUUUUUCAUUGAUGUUACUUUUUUUUAAUGACAUUUCUUUAUUGUAGAACAUUAGUAGUUUUGCUCCAAGAUGUAUAAUCCAGAACGACCUUAGUUUGGACGUGCAGACAUUCAGUUACAGUGUUUUUAAGGUCUUUACAAGACAUAACACUGUCUCAUUCGUCUCUUUGAAAAAGGAAAUGUUAAUCUGGUUAUGGUAGUCUACAUUUACAUAAUCAGAAUAUGACCAAUCUUGAAUUAAUGCUGGAAUAUUCUUGUGCAUGCAGACAGUCACUGUGUACAUGUUUCACUUGUGUAGAAAUUUAACCAUGAUUUAUCUAGUUUUCUUGGUAGUUCCUUAGAAGUUAUUUAUUUUUUUGAAGUCUUAACUAGGUUUUUAUGUGUGUGCUCCUUGCACUUAGAAAAUAAUCUUAAUGCUUAUUUCAGUGCUGUUUCUACUCUAUGCAGAUUGGCUGCAUAUUGAAAAGUGCUUAAUGUCUCCAAAAAUCAACAAUGUUUUGACGAUAUUAAGCGCUUUUACUUAAGUUUUACAUUUUUUUUUUUAAUGCAAACUAAUUGCAUUUUUAAAGAACGGGUUGUAGGCAGCUCCGAGUGUGGUGGCAUUAUAUGUAAAAUAAUGAAAAGUCUCUUCUCUAAAUCUGUGCCUAAAGCAUGUUCAUAUAUGUGAAGUGUCGUAUGGAAACAUUAAAACACGUUUGAACACAGA
Molecule: messenger RNA, 3977 nt
Organism: Carassius gibelio (silver crucian carp)
Lineage: Eukaryota; Metazoa; Chordata; Actinopteri; Cypriniformes; Cyprinidae
Gene: rcor3
Product: REST corepressor 3
Exons: 12
Coding region: 140-1747 (535 amino acids)
Biological process (GO): negative regulation of DNA-templated transcription; regulation of transcription by RNA polymerase II
Cellular component (GO): histone deacetylase complex; transcription regulator complex
Molecular function (GO): transcription corepressor activity
Source: RefSeq, a predicted model, not a curated record